Leucoraja erinaceus (little skate) is the source of this 5611-nucleotide messenger RNA. It is a transcript of the gene wwtr1, whose product is annotated as WW domain containing transcription regulator 1. NCBI's taxonomy places the organism in Eukaryota, Metazoa, Chordata, Chondrichthyes, Rajiformes, Rajidae. Gene Ontology annotation, cellular component: cytoplasm; nucleus. The record is from RefSeq and is a predicted model, not a curated record. Gene Ontology annotation, molecular function: protein binding; transcription coactivator activity; transcription corepressor activity. Gene Ontology annotation, biological process: positive regulation of transcription by RNA polymerase II; hippo signaling. The transcript has 7 exons. Bases 256 to 1530 code for a protein of 424 amino acids.
AUUGAGUCCCAACUUUUUUUUUUACUUGGCAGGAAUUCGGAGACGGUCGAUCAUGAAAACGUUGAUUGCUUUACAUCCGCACUUUUGAAGAGCGGAGGGCAGGGGAUGGGAGGGGGGAAAGUCUUUGUUUAAGCAACAAGAACAAAAAAGUUUUAACUGUUAAAAGUUUUCGAAAACUUUUCGAAACUUUUUCAAAAGUUUAGUAUUUAUUAUUAUUUUAUUUCUGUGCCCUUUCAAUUCGCGUACAAGCCUGCCAUGGAUCCGAAUCCUAUCCCGCCACCGGGUCAGACGAUCGUCCGGGUGCUGGGGGACUCGGAGACCGACCUGGAAGCUUUAUUCAACGCUGUGAUGAAUCCGAAACCGGGCACCGUCCCACACCAGGUGCCCAUGAGAAUGAGAAAGCUCCCCGAGUCGUUCUUCAAGCAGCCCGAUUCGGGAUCCCACUCCAGGCAGUCGAGUACGGACUCCAGCAAUAACUUGCCUCAACUGCAAGUUCAACACAUCCGCUCCCACUCCUCUCCUGCCUCGCUGCCAGUCAGCGCUAACCCUAACCCGCAGCAAUACGGACAUCUCCGGCAGCAAUCGUUCGAUAACAUCGAUGAUGUCCCCUUGCCCCCGGGCUGGGAGAUGGCCAAGACCCCAUCGGGCCAGAGAUACUUCCUAAAGAGGAAACCGGAGCACCCGGAGAAAACCCACGUGUCACAGGGAGAACAUACAAAAUCCGUACAGACAGCACAAGUGGUCAGGAUCGAACCCAGCCAUGUAGACAGGAUAACAACAUGGCAUGACCCACGGAAGACCAUGAGCCAGAUGAAUCUAAACACAGCCGGGACAUCAAACCAGAUGCAGCAGAGGUCCAUGGCCGUGCCUCAUCCGAAUCCAGUGAUGAACCAACAGCAGAUGACACCAAACACCACUGUGACCCCCUCCGGCAUGCCCUCCCAGAAUCCUCGGCUGGCCAUGAUGAGUCUCUCCAGCGCCUUGACGGUACAGCAGAAACACCAGCAGAAGAUGCGGCUCCAGCAAAUCCAGAUGGAGAAAGAAAGGAUCAAGCAUCUGCAGCAGGAACUCAUGAGACAGGAGAAGGCCUUAUAUAAUCAGAUACCCAAUCAGAUUCCCAUUGAAUCAGACAACCUCCCCGCAGCCCAGAAUGCUGUCUCUACACCAGCGAUGACGCAGGAGAUGCACGCCAUCACCAACAAUGGCUCUGAUCCCUUCCUCAACAGUGGACCAUACCACUCACGGCAGGCAAGUGCAGACAGUGGCUUAGGACUGGGAAGAACACCUGAAGACUUCUUGGGGCAUGUGGAGGAAAUGGAUACAGGUGAUAUGGGCCAGACUGCGAUGACUACAAAUCAGCCCAGCCGCUUCCCUGACUUCCUGGAUUCCCUGCCUGGAACCAACGUGGAUCUCGGGACCCUGGAAGGCGAGGACCUGAUGCCAAGCCUGCAGGAGCCCUUUGGCUCGGACAUCUUGCCUGAUGUGGAGUCCAGCCUCAAUCCUAAAGAGACUUUCCUCACUUGGUUGUAAUCACUGCAGGAAGCGAGAGGAAGGAAGGAAGAUAACUAAAAUGGAGAUUGAGAUGGAGUUACCUUUUCUGCUUGGAUCAGAGGCAGAAUGCCUCAAGUAGUGCUUUUUUGUUUGCCUGACAACUUUCAUGUUCGUCCCUACAACCCAAAGUGGUAUAUGCUUGUCAUUUAACUAAAGGCGGCUAGCAGUACUUUAUAUGAACUAUAUCCUAGAACUAUCUCAAUGUCUUUGGCCUUCCACAUAAUCAUGGGAUUAACCUUUAGUAGAAGAUCAAAGAUUCCACUGCUUGACCUGUCUUGCAUGGCCAAAUGGAUGAUUCUUUUUCCAUAUUAUAAUAUUAUUAUAUUAUUAGCAACUAAAGGAGGUUUGAAAAACUGAACCUAAGAGAUUGACUAUUUGUUUUGUGAUUGGAAGUCUCUUUGGUUCAAUGUUGAAUGGAAGGUUGGGUGGGGAAGGAUUGGGAUAGGGUGGGGGGAGGGGGGAAGGUUAUUCAUACUCAAGUGGUUAUUUUGGUGAUCUUUUAUCAGGAGAUUGAAGUGAUGCCAAGGACUUCUCAUCUAUUUAACAUGAACAGAGCUUUAAAAUUGUUUGUAUUGUUCAAUAUAUAAAAUAAUGUACAAAAGGAGGGCAAAUAUGGAGUCCAAAGUUUGGUCGCCAUGACGAUAGUGUCCAUUUGCACAUGAGGCCCUUCUGGUUGUUCAUGUUGCAAGUAUAUAUUACUCGUCAUCUAUUACUUAUUUCUCAUGACUUAGAUGCCAAUGUCGAUAGACUUAUCACUAUCAAACAUCUUACCUUUGCCUGUCAUAUAUAGUGAAGGUGUUAACCAUUUAAAACUAUCUUUAACACCACUGUGGAAAGGGUAGACAGGGGAAUAGGGAGUAAGUUUGCUGAAACCCUUCAUUUCACCUUUAGCUUCUAGGCAUCUCAAUUUUCAAAGCUUUGAGAAUAUAACAUAGCCAAAUUUAAUGGUAGUCCCUCAUAGUUUGUUGUUAUAAUACUACGUGCUGUAAAAAUAGACUUUUGCAAAGAAAAAGCUAUCACAUUUUUAUCAAGUGGCAAUUUAAAUCAUUUUUUAAGAAAACCUUUUUUUUAAUUAUUAUUGUAAGGAACUUGGAUUUUGGAUUUUUAACACAUUGAAUACUCGAAUUGUUAUACUGUAAAAAAAAAAAGAAAGAGUUGGAACUUGGAAUGACAAAGAGGGAAAAUGGUGUGAUGGGUUGGGAAAGGCCAGUAAGGAACAGGAUGUAUUGUGCAAGUUGGGAGUGGAAAGUGAUGUUGGAUUUGUAGCUUUGUUGUUCUGAGUUGUGGGUCAAAGUCCUCAUGGAGGUGCCCUCAUUACAAAAUAAGACUUGAUACCCAGGCUUUGAUACAGUCUGAAGGAACUUACAACGCCACUUGGCCAUCCCUGAUUCCUUUUCGCAGGGAAGUGGGUCAGGAACUCCAGUGGGAAGCGCGGGAGAGAGUGGCUGAUGUAAAAUGAAUUUGUGGUAAUUGUUAAUCAUUCGUUUUGACGACAGGAGGAGAGGUCGGGCCUGGCAAUGCAGUCUGUAGCACCGAGAGUUCAAUUCCUGAUGCUUGAGACUGCAUUACGAACUCUAUGAGCCCGGUAUUGUAGCUGCUCUUGUGUGUCUGUGUCUGUGUCUGUGGAUAGAUGCAAAAAGCUGGAGUAACUCAGCGGGCCAGGCAGCAUCUCUAGAGAAAAGAAAUAGGUGACGUUAACGGGUCGAGACCCUUCUUCAGGCUGUGUCCAUCUAAGUGACAGACCCAGUAUAAAGCAUGGGCGUGGGAUUACCUUUACCCCUUGUGCUUGUCCCCCACCUCCCUUUUAAUCCUGAGUAGUUGGAGGAAGGUCUCUAAAUGGAAAUAAUGCAUAAUUGGACAGAGAAAGUCAAUGAGGUUGCUGCGUGCAUUUUGUUAGCCAUUUUUUCUGCGGUUUGUUCACAGGACCCUCUGUAAGCAAAAUAUCCCUGGAUCGGGCAAUGCAUAAACAUUGGACUCUAAGAGUUGUCUGAAGGUACAUUGGAUCUCUGAGCCAAUAUGCCAUCACCCCAAGCUUGGCCACUAACUCCUGCUCCCUUCCCUUGGUUGCAUGCGUUUCUGGAGGUGUGUGGUGUUUUGAUAGGAGGGGUUGCAUUGGAACUUGUGGCAGUGAGGAGUUGCAAACAAGGAAGGAAAUCACUUCAUGUUCACUUUGGCCAGUGGUGGGAGUGGUAAUGAGGUAUUGAUGAGUGUGGGUGUCGGGAGGGGAGGUGGGGUAGGGUGUGGGGGGGAGGAAUAGACUUCAGGCUUGGGGUUAUUCCUGGGCUAUCGUUUCCUCCCAGCCAGAGGUGAAAGGACAGAAAAUGGGGAGUAGCCAGACACCAAAUAACUGUCCUCACUUCUCUAAUAUAACCUGAAUUUAUCAAUCUUUGUUCAUAUCUGGGAUGCUCUUUCCUGACAGAAUUGGCACUGUGUCUGAUUUUUUAAAAUAUAUAUAUAUAUAUAAAAAAGCUUGGAAUCUUAAUGUGAGUUGAGUGAAUUGCACUUUUAGACCUUAAUAGUAAACUAGUUUCUCUUAUUAUUGUAAAUUUGUGUUAAUCAACUGACUUUUUAGUAUCUCAUACUGAAUUCUGCUGUUGCUUCUGCUUUAUCAAUGUAUACUCGAAUCUGGGCAGUAAGGAGGAUCUUUGAAUCAAACAAUCUGAGCUGUCUGGGGCAUUCAUGUAACCUGAGAUAAUUCUCACCUUUAAAUGCAGGUGCAACCUCCUCUCUGAUGGAAAUUGGGUUGAGGUUCCAGAAAUUAUCCAGAAGAGUGAGAAUUGCUGGUUGUCCCUUUGUAUACUGACUGGGGCACAAUAUAUUCCAGAGCUUGUAGUAAGGGGGGAGUCGAUAGUCAUUGGGCACAGAGGUUGUUUUUUGGAUUUGAGUUUGCGUGCUCUCCCUGUGACCGUGCGUGGGUUUCCUCCGGGUGUUCCAGUUUCCUCCGCUCUCCUCCCACAUCCCAAAGACGUGCAGGUUUGCAGGCUAUGUGUUGGAAGGAACUGCAGAUGCUCGUUUACACCGACAAUUGAUGCAAAAUGCUGGAGUAUAACUCGGCGGGUCAGGCAGCAUCUCUGGAGAAAAGGAUAAGGUGGCCUUUUCUUCUGAGUUGCUGUCUCACCCGCUGGUUUACUCCAGCAUUUUGUGUCUACCUUUGGCUUCGUAGGUUAAUUGGCCGCUGUGAAAUUGCCCUCAAUGUGGAUGCGAAAGUGGAAUGACGUAGAACCGGUGUGGGUGGGCGAUCGAUGGUCGGCAUGGACUGGGUGGGCCUGCUUCCAUGCUGUGUCUAAGAUGACCCCACCUCAAUGCUUUCUAUUAUUUCCAGUGAAUGGAUAAUGAUAGGACAACUGGCAGCCAGUACUCAGCGGAUCAUGCCGCCCGCCCGCAUCUCUGGAGAAAAAGGAUGGGUAAUGUUUCGGGUUGGGACCAUUUUUUCGCCAAUACUGGGACCUGGCAGAAGAAAGUGAAGGCCCGUUUCCCCCCAGGGCAAUAAUGAGAAGCUGCAUGGAAGGCACAACAUGGGAUUUGUAAAAUAACAAUGCAGAGAGGAACAGAUGAGAAAGUUAGGACAACAACAAUAUUUUAGGUGUAAUUUUGGAUGAUCUAGGAAAGGAGUGUUGGAGGCACCAGGAACUGCAGAUGCUGGAAACCUGAGUGCAACACAAAGCGCUGGAGUAAGUCAGCGUGUCAGGCAGUAUCUGUGGAGCGAAUGGAGGAGUGGAGAAGGUGUGGAGCUAAUUUUCAAAAUGGACAAGUUCUGCUUGCCAGAAAACCAGUCUAAGUCUGUGAGGACGUAAUCGGUAACUGGGACUGUCAAUUAAAACAAAUAUUAUUUCUAUUACACUGCAAGCAUUUCCGAUGCUCAAUCUAUUCGUACAGUAUGCAAGUGUAUCUUGUUUGUGUCCUUAUUUUUUGAACUUGGGUUAUUUUGUACUGAGAUGUGUGAACUUUGCCUGUAGCUGGGUAAACAUACACGUUGUAUGUAAACACAGUUCAGUUCUGGUUUAAAUCCUUGCAGUCCUGUACUACAAGCUUUAAAAAAAAUAAAUAUAAUUGGAUUUCA